Molecule: messenger RNA, 5028 nt
Organism: Cyclocybe aegerita
Lineage: Eukaryota; Fungi; Basidiomycota; Agaricomycetes; Agaricales; Hemipholiotaceae
Source: the annotation of a GenBank genome assembly
AUGCCCCCACGCCCCGUCCUGAAGCCGAAGCACACCCGCCCGCUGUCAGCCAUCUACAUUGGCAAGGGCCCGAACCCCAACGAGCCCUCGCCGUCCUCCCAUUCGCAGUCGCCGCAACUAGCCUCUUCGUACGGGAGCUUCGGAGACGGGACGACGCCUCCCGGGCUCCCUGAGCUGCCUGAACCUCCCAGCCCAGGGUCGAGCAGGUCGGGCAGCCCCAGGUCACGAUCGGGAUCGGUGGUGAGUGCGUCGGGGCGCUCGGGCCUGCCGUCGCCGCCUGCGACGAACUCGACGGGGAGCGGGAGUACGGGUGACCCGGCGACGAUUGCGUUGCGGGAUCGAAAUACGGAUAGGGACACGGAUAGGGAGAGGGAGAGAGGGAGGGGAGAGCGCCCGGUAUCGCUGCAUAGUAACGGCAGCACCAGUACGAGCACGAGCGGGGGCAGCAGCAGCUUCACACCGAUGCACUCGAAGCGCGGGAGCGUGUCCACCACGACCAGCAGCGCCACUGCGGGUCCGGGCCCUAGCACGAGCAGGAGCAGCAGCCGCCUCGCCGAUACCCGCCUAGAGGAUGCUGGAGGGGCGGAUCUGGACGAUGAUUUCUACGAUGAGCACGACGACGAGAGCAAUGCGGAUGGGGAGGACACGGCGAGGCUGGAUCGGAAGCUGCUUGCGGGUGCGGGGGCGGAGAGGGAGAGGGAGCGGGAGAGGCAUGGGAGGAGCUCGAGCGAGAAUGUGCUUGCGCUGCAGCGGGUCAAGAGCCUGGCACAGCGGAACAGGCUGGCCCUCGACAAGCUCUCACGCCUGGGAUCGCCCUCGCCCGCCCGUCCCAGCACCCCCAAUACCCGCUCUCCCGCAACAUCACACGCCUCCCUCGCCAGCACAUCCCGCACGUCCCAGUCCCAGCGCAUCCGCCCGCUUCCCCCAACACCCUCAUCCCAUUCGCAACAAGACCCGACCCGCUCAGGUUCAGAAACUGAGCGCGAGUCCACACACCACAGCAGCCAGUCCCACUCCUCGCAAUCGUCGUCUUCACACUCGCAUACGCGCUCUGUAUCAUCACUCCACCACAACCGCGCCACUUCCGCUGCUGGGUCGUCCUCGCCCCCGCCCCCCACCACGCCAUCACACAGCGCAACGUCCAGCCCGUACGCCCGAUUACGGCAACUGUCUACAACAACAACAACACCCGCCUCGCCUAAAUCCAAAACCCGCGUCGUGUCCACCGGAACAUCCUCCGUCAUCUCCUCAUCCACGUCUUCUUCUUCCAACCAGAAUUCCAAUCCGAAUGCCAGAGACUCGCCUACGAGCAGACGACGCCAUCGGGCGUCCAUGGCGAGCAUCUCCCAGAUCCAGCUGACAGACUUUGAGGAAGAGGAUGGUGAUGGUGAUGAACCGAAUUUGAAGACCGCCACGACGAGUGCUACGGGCACGGCGAGGAGGGAGAGGACGCUGAGCGAGCGGGAUAUGAUCACACAGAGCGCGCUCGCGGCAGUGGCGUCGUCCCGCCGCAGUCCUGUUUCCAAUACUAGAAGGCGGUCGGCGCUGCCGAAGGAGUUCAGGUCGGACCUUGUUGAUGAGAGCCAUAGUCCGAGCCCGAGCCCCAGUACGGGCAAUGGGGGUGCGAGGAGGAAUGGGAAUGAUGCGAGGAGGGAUAGUUGGAGGCGUACACCCGACCCCGUAACACCCUUCCGCACCACCUCCAUCUCAUCCACCACCUCCAUCAACACCAACGGCAGCGGACGCUCCUCCACCGUCCGCGAACGACGCACCAACGCACCCAGCCCCCGCUGGUCAAGCGACGACUACCGCACGCCCGCAACCGUGCGCGACCCAUACCGUACCCCCGACCCGUACCGUACCUCUGCUGCCCCCACUUCUUCUGCUUCCUCUACCCUCCGCGAUCGUGAUCGAGACCGUGAGCGCGAUUACAACCACAGCUACAGCAUCUUCAACACCUCGCACUCGAACGAAGAACGGAAAGAGCGCAGACAGAGCCUGAGAGGCGGUAGCGCGGAGAGUGCGUUGAUGUGGAGUCCUGGAGGCAGGAAUUUGUUGAGCGAGGGGUUGAGGGCGGCGGGGUUGACGCGGAGGAGGGAAGUGGACGCCGAACAGGAGGGUGGGAGUAGGGAGAGGGAUGGAGUGUUUAGGGAAAAGGAGAGGAGGGUCGAGUGGAGUCCGCAGGAUGGGUUGGACGAUGGGAGGCGGAGGGUUCUGGACAGAGACAGAGAAAGGGACAGGGACAGGCCGCAGAGGGCAGCAACGUCGAUGGCGCUCUACCAGUACCGCGAUCGCGAUGCCGACGAGGAUGACCCACCGCCGGCCCCAGCACCGCCUCAUUCGAGAGCACAAGACGUCGGCCUCAGAGCGCAUCGGAGCGCAUACUCGCUCGUCGCAACGUCGAGAGAGGCGCUAAGGGAGCGCGAGCUCGCUUUAUCCAACGCUGCUGCAACUGUUGCUGCGAGGAGGGAGCGCGAGUCCCUCCCACCUCCCUCCACCGACCGUGCCGCCUCGGUCCUAGGCCGCUACUCGACGAUGCACGCGCCGUCGCCUGCACCGUCGCAUCAUCAUGCGUUAGGCUACCUGCAGGAUAGACUGGGAGGCACGGCGAGUCCGUUUGGGAGUAGGCGGUUUAGUACACCGCCGAUCCAGGCUUCGGGUAUGGGGAUGGCGUCGGCUUCGAGUUCGACGACGACGACGCAAGGAGGGCAAGGAGGACAUGGGCAAGGAGGGCAAGGGCAAGGACAAGGACAGACAGAGCACGCGCGCCUGAUGCUUGAGUCGUUAGCUAUGUUCGAGGGGCAGCUCGCACGGUCUUCCUUGGGUGCAAGUGGCACUAGCAAUGGGACAAGCAACGUUCUGGCGACACCGAUACCCUCAGCCUCAACCUCAAUGGCCCACGCCGACCUCCUGCGCACCGCCCAAACCAUGGUCUUCGCCGCCGACAAGCUGUGUGCGCUCCUCCGCUCUGGGGCCACGAGGGCGGUCGAAUCUCAAGUCGAGGUGGAGGUGCAGGCCACGGACGGUACCCAACCUGCGAGAGAACCAGGCGUACAAGCGAUGGCGAUGGUGGAUCUGUGGGGGCGGGUGGCGGCGGAGUAUAGAGACGGCUCGCGCACGGCGGAUGAGUUGGUGAGAGCGAUCACGGGGUUCUUGUUGGGUGUUGGGAGGGCGUUGAGGGAUGGUGGUGUGGGUGUGGGUGUGGAUGGGUUUGGUGGCAUGGGAGGACAAAUGGGAGUAGGAGGGUUGACGGGCUCGCCAGCUCUACACGCACGCCAUGUUAGUCUGAACGACGAGGAUCUGAGGCGGGCGAGUCCUGAUAUCCGAGCAGGAGGAGGGCAAGGGACGAGCAGUGGUAGUGCAAGCGCGAGUGGGAGGAGGAGCGUCGCGUCGGUCUCGAGGCAUAGUUGGGAACCGACGGCACGGGAUCGCGAGCGGGACCUACGCGAGCUCAACAGGGAUAGGGACAGAGACAGAGAAAGAGAGAGGGACAGGGACAGAGAGAGGGACAGGGAACGAGAUAGAGAGCUAGAGAGGAGCGCCAACCGCGAAGAAGCGCUCCGGCGGCUCGCUGGCGCACCCGCACCCGCACCUGCACCACGCUCAGACAGCGUCCUCGCACGCUCGUCGCCCGCUACGUUCCAGAAGCUCCGAGAUCGCGAGCUGAGGGACCGGGAGGCUGAAAGUCCACCUCCGAUGCCGAAUGCGAGGCACUCGGUUACUGGUAGUGGAGGGUCUGGUAGUGGAGGAGGAGCGGGUGGAGGUGGAAGUGGAGCGAGUGGAAGAGGCAGUGGAGGAGGGACAGGCACGCCGGCUGGCUCAACGAGGAGGUUGUUCGCGCCGAGAGAGCAGAUGUUGGACGGGAAGGUGUCGACGAGUAACCUCCGGUCUGUGGCAGCGGGUGCGGGUGCGGGUCUCGGCAUGACCUCGCUUGACUCGCAGGAGACGAUCCAGCCUGACCGGUACGACAACGAGCAGUACUCCUCCAGGGACCGCGAUCUGUACUCCUCCAAGGAUCGGGAUCGGUACGACGCAUACGCCUACGCCUACGAGACGCCCUCCAAGCCCCCACCACCGCGGCCCUCACCCAACCCCGACCGUGGUUUAACGCUCUCCCUCACACCCUUAACGAAGCCCAAGACCCUAACACCUCUUACGAUCCCCAAGCCUCUACCGACUCUACCUUCUGAGACGCUCGGGCGCCGGUCGGGGCUUAACAAGUCCACGGAAUCUUCCGCCAGCUCUGCAACGAGGGAGAGGGAGAGGCGGCGGUCGACGAUACGCGGUGGGACCGAACGCCCGACUUUCCCCUUAUCCAGCCCUGCGAACCCGACGACGGCGCUGACGCCGCAUACGGUGAGCAACGCCCAUGCCGAGGAUGGUGGGAGGAGCCCGUUUGGUGGGCCGGUGGCGUUGCAGAGGUCCGAGUCGAGUAAGAGCUCCGCGUCUGCGAGCGGUGUUAGGGCGCAGGUGACGUUCUCGAGACCGAGCGGGGCUGCGAUGAGUGACCUUGCGCAGCUGCAUGCGAGUGGGGAGGGGGAGAGGGAGAGGGAGAGGAGGCGGACGGGGUCGAUUUCCACUGCCACUGCCACCGCUGCUACUACUGCUACGCGGGCAACGAUAACGAGCCCGGCGUCGGCCUCAGCGAACCUACCCUCAAGCAGAAGCGCGAGCGCGAGCGCGAAGAACAGCCCUGCGAUGAUGGCCCGCGCGCUCUCUGGCUCGGAGACGGAAAGGGACACGAGGCGGAAGACCCUUGGGGUCGGUGCUGGCGCGGGUGCGGCGAGGAUGAGGAUGAGCUUGGAUAGUCUGCGCGUGGAUGAGGAUGAUCGGGAGCGCGAGCGUGAGGUGUCGGUGCAGUCCAAGAGUACGAAUGCCACCACCACUGCGACAGGCACGAAGGAGCGCGUGGGGGGUGGUGCAGCUGCGGACCGGAGCGCGGCGUCGACGAUCCUCGCGCAGACGGCGGCGAGCGCGAGUCGGCAGCGCGAGAGGAGGAGGACCGUCACGGAUAUUUGGCCGCGGUAG